GCGGGUGAUUCAUACUCGCCUGACCAGCGGUAGCACUGAAAUAAGAAGAUUACAAGCUCAGAUCCUCUGAUUUACAGAGAAAUAAUGCUCAUGUGAAGAGGAAAACGAAAGAUCAGCCUUGACACAGGAUUUAUUUACGUUUUUAGGAUUUUUUUAAUUACAAGGACGGAGGUUUAAGAUGCAGGAGGUGAAGUGUUUAACAUUAAAGGAUUUGCUUGGUGUCAGAACACUGGUGAAUAAGACAGGCUCAGAUGAUGCUGCCAGCAUGAAUGACCAUAAAGAAAACAUCUGCAUGGACAGAAGGAAAAUGACCCCACUGAAGAGCGAGUCUCUGACAGCUGCUUUGAAUGGACAUGGGAAGAUUUCCAGUCCUGAAAUCACCCACAUAACCCCUAUUAAACUCACUGAGAAGGCCCAUCCGGACCCCUGGACGCCAACAGCGAAUCUGAAAAUGCUGAUCAAUGCUGCUAGUCCAGAUAUACGUGACAGAGAAAUGAAGAAAACCCUCUUCAAACCCAUUGAAAAUAAAGGGAAGAUUGCAGAGGAGGAGGAAGAGGAAGAACUUGAUGACUCGUGUCAGUAUGAAGCGUUAGACGAAUCUGAAAGGCGACCCAGUCGAAAACAGAAGAGUUUGGGGCUUUUGUGUCAGAAAUUUUUGGCUUUGUACCCUGAUUACCCAGAAUCCUCUGAAAGCAUCAAUAUUUCCCUGGAUGAAGUGGCCACAUGCUUGGGCGUUGAGAGACGACGCAUCUAUGAUAUUGUGAAUGUGCUGGAGUCUCUGAUGCUGGUCAGCAGAAAGGCAAAAAACAUGUACGUGUGGCACGGACGCUCGCGGCUCCCACAGACUCUACAGGGACUUUUACAGGCCGGUCGAGAUCAACACUAUGAUUUACUGAUGGACCAGAGGGAAGGGAAUGGCCUGCAUGCUGUCCAACACGUGCAGAACGCACACGCCGCCUCCAGCAGGAGAAAGGAUAAAUCGCUCCGAAUCAUGAGCCAGAAGUUUGUCAUGCUGUUCCUGGUGUCCAAAACCCAAACUGUAACCCUCGAUAUGGCUGCUAAGAUUUUAAUUGAAGAGGGUCAGGAAGAGUCCUACGACAGCAAGUAUAAAACUAAGGUGCGGCGUUUGUAUGAUAUCGCUAACGUCCUGACUAGCCUGAAUCUGAUCAAGAAAAUUCACAUGAGAGAAGAAAAGACCCGUAAACCAGUCUUCAAAUGGAUCGGGCCUGGAAAUUUUCAAAGCAGCAGCAAUUCAGAUGAUUUGAGAGGUCAAAUCAGCAACUCCGGCACUGAACGACGGGAGAAAAUGGCACGUCAUUCUUCCUUCCAGGUCAUUACUGCCCCUCCUGUCAAUCAAAGACUGAUAAGCUCCGCCCCCAGCACGCCUCACAGAUAUUCUACAGAUGAGCCGGUGGAUUACUCCAGGAAAAGCGGGAACAACAGUGCAGUGUGUCGACUGCAGUUUGGAGACGGUGUUCAUCCCAGUGUUAGUCCUGCAGUUCCCUCUGCACUGGCGUCUCUAGCGAUGCCUCUUCAAGCUGAUCUGAUGCCCGUUCCAGCUUCGUUCUCUCACCCGCUGGCAAUCCUGCCGCAGACGCCCCUGCUCAUGCUGUACAGCGGGAACAUUUCUGACGGUGCCUCCAGCCUGAGAAAGAGGGAGAGAUCAGAGGAAGACGACCAUCAGACCACAAAAUGCAGAAGACGCUCGGCAUCCAUAGAAAGUGACACAGUGGAGAGCGAGAGCUUGAGCUCCAGCACCAGACGGUCUCCAGUCUGCUCUCCCGAAGGCUCUCCGUGGGACGAGGCCUCGUUCGGGGGUCUGCAUGAAGAUGAUGUGGCUGCAUCCAGUUCCAAAGACGCCCUCCUGUCCCCUCAUUACCUCUAUGUGCCAAACACUGCAGGUCUGAAUAGUUUUAACUUCCUCCUGCCAGCAGGGCACGCGCAGGGUGGAGUGCCGGCCGUAGCCAUGCCAUAUUUUGUGGUGCAAUCACCACUAAUAGCAGGUGCAAUGCCCACAUCCAGCACUGAAGGGGCUGCUGGCUUCAGUGUGCCCACCGUUCUGUCGCCCGCACAGUUUGUGAUGGCAGGAGGAGCUUAUGGUGUGACUGAAAUACUGCAGAGCCCAGAACAUCAUGGGAACGUACCAGCCACAACAUCAUCACCACGAGCAGAAGAGAGCCCGAAACCAGCACAAACACAGACUCCUGUGACACCAAAGGAAGCAUCGCUGGGGUCCAAAUCUUUCUUCGAGACACCUGGGGCAUUUGGGUCUCUCGUCAACCAAUCAGCAGCUCGCAAACGAGGCUCCGCCCAGAGGAGGCUGGACAUCGGGCACACCGCAGCCAAUUAGAUUCGAGUUUUCAGGCUUCUGUGGUCCUAAAGUGCCAAAGACGAAGAGCAGAAACAUGACUUGAACAAUACAAACAUUUCCUGUGUACUAACUAGUGAACAUCAAAGUCAGAGAGUGUAGAUUACUAUUAUAUUUCCCCACCGUUUCCAAUAGUAAGCUUGUUUGUUGGCUGAUUUUGUUAACCCCUUUUAUUUAUUAUAAUCUUUCAAAGGCUAAAAUCAUCAACAAUCCAACUUCAGCACUACAUAUUUAAAUAAAGUGAUUAAUUAAAGCCUCUGAAAGACAAAAACUAGCAUCGUCAAACAAUUAAUCACGAUUAUUCGCAUCCAAAAAUAAAAGUUUGUAUUUGCUAAGUAUAUUUUUGUGCAUACUGUGUAUAUAAAUAUAUGCAUGACUAUAUUAUGUCACUAUUAUUAUGUGAUUAUAUCGUAAAAACAUACAUAUUUGUUUAUAUAUAUUUAUAUUUAAUGCAAAUUAUAUAUAAUACAUAUGUAAAUAUAAUUACUUUUGUAUUUUAUGUACAGUAUGUAUGUGUAUUUAUACAUAUAUGCAUACAUAUACAUGUAUACACUAUGUAAAUACAAUCUUUUAUCUUGGAUGUGCUUAAUUAUGAUUAAUAAUUUGACUGAAUAAAGCAAAUAAAACACGCUUUCUUUAGUAAUUCAUAGGUAAAAGUGCCAUAUUGGAGAAGCCGACUUGCCUUAUAAAUAUAUUACAUGAUGCCUUCACUGAGAAGUAAUGAAUUUAGAGUACAAUAUGAGAUAAAGAACGAAAUAAUGGUUGUAAUUUUUAACACCGUUAACCGUUUGAGGUGCUACAUCUGUAAUAUUAAUAGGGAACAAAGACAUACUUGAAUAAGCAGUGAAUCUGCCGGAGAGAAGCAGGAUUAUCACAGUACUGUACUGUUUGAAACUAAAGUAUGUUUAUGUACUGUGUUUUUUAGACUAGUCGUAAAUUAUUUUGGAGUUUGGAUCGUAUUUUACACCUUGUUGAGCUGUACAGUAUUUACAGUUAUUCCACUGUAACUCGUAGCAUUGAAUAUUUUUGUAUUUCUGUCAGUGUUUUAAAUGAAUGUCUGUGGAUGUUUAAAGCUGCACUGCUGAAUCUGUAUAGUGCUUUCUGUUAGAUGUAUUUUUUUUAUUAUUUCAUGUAUGGACACUGUUGUCGUUCUAAAUAAAUAUAUGCAAAAUGCAA
Danio rerio (zebrafish) is the source of this 3544-nucleotide messenger RNA. RefSeq names its product E2F transcription factor 7 (gene e2f7). NCBI's taxonomy places the organism in Eukaryota, Metazoa, Chordata, Actinopteri, Cypriniformes, Danionidae. The record is from RefSeq and is marked provisional. Gene Ontology annotation, biological process: motor neuron axon guidance; regulation of transcription by RNA polymerase II; negative regulation of DNA-templated transcription. Gene Ontology annotation, cellular component: transcription regulator complex; nucleus. Gene Ontology annotation, molecular function: DNA binding; DNA-binding transcription factor activity; RNA polymerase II cis-regulatory region sequence-specific DNA binding.